ACUGCUGUAGAUUAUCAACACACACACACGAUGACAUCAGCACACCAAAUGAAACACCAGAACCGGACCAAGUACACCUGAACCGGACCGGGUAUGAAACACCAGACACACCAUUUUGACUCCGCCCCCUUGUCUGUCUCCCAUCCAUGAGUUGAUUUGACUCCUCCCCCUUGUCGAUCUCAUUUCCAUCAGUCGGUUUGACUCCGCCCCCUCAUCUGUCUCCUGUCCACCAGUCGGUUUGACUCCGCCCCCUCAUCUGUCUCCUGUCCACCAGUCGGUUUGACUCCGCCCCCUCAUCUGUCUCCUGUCCACCAGUCGGUUUGACUCCGCCCCCUCAUCUGUCUCUUGUCCAUCUGUCAGUUUGACUCCGCCCCCUCAUCUGUCUCCUGUCCAUCAGUCGGUUUGACUCCGCCCCCUGGUCUUCCCUCAGGUCCGUCUCAGAUAUUCAGGACAUGUCUGUUCCUGCGUCUCCUGUCUUCCUUCUCUGUCGUGUCUUUUUUCCUCAUCCGUCUCCGUCUCACGUGUUCAUUCUUGUCCUGGUUUGUCAGUAACUCAUCGAUUUCACCUGAAGACGAAGACGGAGGACGGGUCGGUUCCGUUCUCUGUCCAGGACGAGUCACUGCCAAUGAUCCAAAUGACACAAACGCACAGAACCGACGCUGAACCUGUUUUUAUGGAGGUUUCUGGUGAGAUUUCCUGUGAAAAUCCUCCCUCUUCAUCUCAGCUUCUUCAGCGUCGGCCUUUUGCUCUUCUACAGCAGCAGCAGUGAGGCGCUGGUCGUUAUCUGGUCCUUCCACUGGGUUCUGUGUGAUCCUUCUGACAAACGUGGGUCAUGUGACGAGCAGAGUCCAACCAAAAACACCUAAAGACACUGGACAUGAGUGCACCGGCCCCACCUUCCGCUGAGGACCCGACCACACCCCCACCCAUGACCACACCCCCCCGGAAGGCCUCGGUCCGCCUGCAGGAGAGGCGGGGCUCCAACCUGUCGCUACUGUUGGAUGUGGGCACACUGGGGGUGGAGUCUGUCUGUUCUGUCUCCACCCCCAAAGAGGUGUGGCUACAGCUGCUCCACACCUCAUCCCGUCCGCUGAUGCACACGGCGCUACAGCAGGCAGCAAUGGAUACAGACACACUGAACGCGGAGUACCAGAAAAUCCCUCCAAACUUCGUGAACGCUGCUGACCUCGAUGUUCCUGGACACACGAUCAAAGACCGAUAUAAGACCAUCCUGCCCAACCCUGAGACUCGGGUGAUUCUGAAGAAUCCAGAGGAGGCGGUGGGGCCAGACCGCUACAUCAACGCCAACUACAUCCGGGGUUACCGAGGCGUUCCCAGGGCGUUCAUUGCCACCCAGGGCCCAAUGCUGCACACGGUCGGAGACUUCUGGGACAUGGUGUGGCAGGAGAAGAGCAGCAUCAUCGUCAUGGUAACCAGACUGAAGGAGAACAAUGAGAAGUGUGAGCUGUACUGGCCACAGACGGUGAAGGAUGGAGACAACAGAGAGACAGGACAGUUUGGCCGAUUCAUCCUCCGAGUAAAAGACAGCAGAGAGAAGGACGGGUUCACCGUGACGGACUUAGACAUCCAGUUGUGUUCAGAGCGGCGCCCCGUCAGACACUACUGGUUCACCUCCUGGCCCGACCAUCACAUCCCACAAUGCACCACUCCUCUGCUCAGACUUGUGGAGGAAGUGGACGCCUACAGCAGGUCCCUCCUACAGCCUGUCCUUCAGCCAGUCACAGCCCCCUCCCCUGAGCCCGCCCAUGGGCCUGGACCAAUCAUCGUCCACUGCAGUGCAGGUAUAGGGAGGACUGGUUGUUUCAUUGCCAGUAGUAUCUGUUGUCAACAGCUCAGACAAACAUCUCAGGUCGACAUCCUGGAGGCAGUUUGUCAGCUGCGCCUCGACAGAGGGGGGAUGAUCCAGACCUCAGAGCAGUACCAGUUCCUUUACUCCACUCUGGCCCAGUUCAGCGCUCAGCUCCAGGAGCAGAACCAGAACCCAGCCAGCACACAGGACCCGCAGAACCCAGAUGAGACACAGAACCCAGUUCAACUCAGCGUCCAGCUCCAGAACAUGAGGCUGGACGACACUUAGAACCCAACGACCUGAUACUGAACAGAACCAAAGCUGAACCUGCAGAACCAGAACCACACCCAGAUCCCAUAGAGGACCCUACCAAGACAGAACCAGAGCCACACCCAGACCCCAUGGAGGACCCCACCAAGACAGAACCAGAACCACACCCAGACCCCAUGGAGGACCUCACCAAGACAGAACCAGAACCACACAAACAGAACCGGGAUCCACUCACCGAUGGAGAAUGAACCAGGAGCAGGGUUCGCUCCAAGUCCAAAACCCAGAAGCACCAAGAAUAAACCCAUCCAACUGGAUUCCAGACUCAGGGACCAGGACCAGAACCACAUCUAGUCCAUCCACACAUGACACUGAAACCUCAUGAGAUGUUUCAAAGGAAAUCUGACCAGCUCACCAUUCAACAGAACAGACAGAGGAACUCCUCCUCCUCAUCUUCCUCCUCCUCUCUUCUAUCACUCAUCCUUCAAAAUGCCUCCAACACCACUCAACCAAUCAGAAUGAAGAACCACAACAAACUCCCAUGAUGCAGCAGCACAGCGGGGCCUAAAUGCUCCUGUAGUAAACAGUCUGGUGGACGGUGGACUUCCUGUCUUAGGUGCACUCGUCCUUUCACAGUCUGGGUUCCUCCUGUUUUUCUGUCUUCUUGGUUCAGUUCUUCUUCCUUCUGUUUUUUUUUUUUUUUUUCAGUUGUUUUUCAGUUGUUUUUCAUACCACAGUUCUCUGUCUGCUCCACAGAGGGCAGUGUUCUAAGCACAUCU
Messenger RNA from Sphaeramia orbicularis (orbiculate cardinalfish), 2856 nucleotides. Its product is annotated as tyrosine-protein phosphatase non-receptor type 7. Gene Ontology annotation, cellular component: cell junction; cytosol; plasma membrane. The record is from RefSeq and is a predicted model, not a curated record. The transcript has 12 exons. Gene Ontology annotation, biological process: signal transduction; protein dephosphorylation. NCBI's taxonomy places the organism in Eukaryota, Metazoa, Chordata, Actinopteri, Kurtiformes, Apogonidae. The coding region runs from base 878 to 2098 and encodes 406 amino acids. Gene Ontology annotation, molecular function: protein tyrosine phosphatase activity; protein kinase binding.